GUAAAGUCACCUUUCACGGAAGUCACAUCUGAAACAGUUGGUGUUCAAACUGCUGAAUAAAAGGAGAUAUAAGGGAAUAGCAGGCAGAACCAGGACUGAGGAGGACGAGAUCAGCAGGGUUUCUGUGGACCUGAAGAGAGUUCAGCAGCAGAGACUCUGUUUGUUUGUGGACUCAAACACAACACAGUGAUUGUUGAAGAAGAGGAGGAGGAGGACAAGAUGCCUUUGUGGUCCGCGGGACAAAGAGGCGCUCUCAGUUUACAGUUCACUGCAGACGCCUCGACAGCAGACCUCCACCAGCUCCUCAUUCACAACAGAUUUACUCCUAAUUUUACUCCUGGUCCUCCUGGUUCUCCUGUUCUCCUGUUCUCCUGGUUUUCCUGUUCUCCUGGUCCUCCUGGUCCUCCUGGUUCUCCUGGUUCUCCUGUUCUCCUGGUCCUCCUGGUUCUCCUGUUCUCCUGGUUCUCCUGUUCUCCUGGUCCUCCUGGUUCUCCUGCAGAAUCAUGCAGCACCUCCUGUGGCUCCUGCUGUGCUGCGGGACGCUCCCUCUGGGUUCCGCUCUGCGCUGCUACAAGUGCUCCGACUACACCGGGCUCUGCCAGAACGUGCAGGAGUGCACCUUCGAGGACUCCUGCAUCUCCCUCAGUGAGAGAGGAGGGAAGACGAUCCGUCAGUGUCUCCGCUACACAGACUGUGAUAACUCCCGCCUCUCCCAGAUGUUUCCGGCUCUUUCCGGCUUCACCUAUCGGUGCUGCAGCUCCAACCUCUGUAACUCCGCCCCCGACAACGGGGUUCCCACGGCCACGCCCCUGCUCGCUGUCGCCGUGGCAACGUCCCUGCUGAACGCCUGGUGGUGCCGGGUGUGACACAACAACAACAACAAUAAACGAGCAUUGUAUAAAGUUAACGUGAACUAAACUGUGUGUCGUUCAGGUUCUCAACUUAAUGCAUUUAUACUUUUGAACAAUAAACACAUCAAAAAGGGAA
Molecule: messenger RNA, 987 nt
Organism: Trematomus bernacchii (emerald rockcod)
Lineage: Eukaryota; Metazoa; Chordata; Actinopteri; Perciformes; Nototheniidae
Gene: cd59b
Product: CD59 molecule (CD59 blood group)
Exons: 4
Coding region: 504-866 (120 amino acids)
Source: RefSeq, a predicted model, not a curated record